Messenger RNA from Trichoplusia ni (cabbage looper), 1783 nucleotides. RefSeq names its product dihydrolipoyllysine-residue succinyltransferase component of 2-oxoglutarate dehydrogenase complex, mitochondrial-like. The record is from RefSeq and is a predicted model, not a curated record. NCBI's taxonomy places the organism in Eukaryota, Metazoa, Arthropoda, Insecta, Lepidoptera, Noctuidae. Gene Ontology annotation, molecular function: dihydrolipoyllysine-residue succinyltransferase activity. Gene Ontology annotation, cellular component: oxoglutarate dehydrogenase complex. Gene Ontology annotation, biological process: tricarboxylic acid cycle. The transcript is spliced from 10 exons. Bases 20 to 1396 code for a protein of 458 amino acids.
UGGUGAUAAAUUUUAUUAAAUGUUAAUUGAACGGAUUUAUUUAAAUUCUAACAUUUCUAAGAUGUUUCGAAGAAGAGCAAUACCGAUGCGAUUAAUUCUCCAAGGAAAGAGAGGCAUCAUCACAGCCGUAGUACAUAAGAGCAAUUGGUGUAGAUGUGUACCGAUUACUCAAUUUCAACAAGCGACGCUUAAGGUAACCCAUCAGCCGCUGCGCAAGCUACACGCCAGCUCCGUUCUGCUGGAGAGUCAAGACGUGAAGGUUCCCGGAUUCCCGGAUUCCAUCUCCAGUGGAGACGUCAAGUUGUUAAAGAAAGAAGGCGAUGCUAUUGCCAUGGACGAGGUGGUGAUGGAGAUUGAGACGGACAAGACUGCUAUACCGGUGGUGUCUCCAGGACACGGCGUCAUCACCAAGAUGCUGGUCAAGAACGGACAGUCCGUCAAACCACAUCAACAUUGUUUUACGAUGGACGUAACAGGGGUAGCGCCCGCUAAAGCAGCUGCUCCGGCGGCUGCGGCGGCGGCGCCAGCAGCCAAGCCGGCUGCGGCUCCCGCUGCGGCCGCCGCGCCCGUCGCCGCUGCGCCCGCCGCCCCGGCCGCCAGCAAGCCCGUCGUCACUGUGUCCGCCACCAAAGCAGCAAAAGGACCAUCUCUCGAAACCAUGAGAAUUGGCGACCCGACAAAGUCGAUAUCGGGCACCCGCACCGAGCACCCGGUGCCGAUGAACAAGAUGCGCCAGCGCAUCGCCGAGCGCCUCAAAGACGCGCAGAACACCGCCGCCAUGCUCACCACCUUCAACGAGUGCGAUAUGAGUAAGCUCAUGGCUUUCCGCAAGGCAAAUUUGGCAGCAUUCGUUAAGAAGUAUGGAGUGAAACUCUCUUUUAUGUCUCCUUUCCUGAAAGCUGCCUCUAAUGCCCUUAUGGAUCAGCCCGUUGUCAACGGGGUAAUCAGAGGAGGUGAUAUUGUAUAUAGGGAUUACGUAGAUAUAUCAAUCGCUGUUGCUACCCCCCGCGGAUUGGUCGUGCCCAUACUGCGCAACGUUGACUCCAUGGACUACCCGCGCAUCGAAUUGGCAAUGAACGCAAUCGCUGAGAAAGCGAAGAGUGGCAAACUAACACAGUCGGACAUACAAGGCGGCACGUUCACUGUUAGCAACGGCGGAGUGUUCGGGUCACUGCUCUCGAUGCCCAUCAUCAACUUGCCCCAGUCUGCCAUCUUGGGCAUGCACGCCAUUAUACAGAGACCUGUCGCUGUUUCCGGCAAGAUUGAAAUAAGGCCUAUGAUGUACCUCGCUUUGACGUAUGACCAUAGGCUAAUCGAUGGCCGCGAAGCUGUGCUUUUCCUAAGAAAAAUCAAAUCAGGAGUUGAAGACCCCACAUCAAUAUUAGCAGGAAUUUAAUUUUUUAAAGUAAAACUAGGUUUAUUACCGUGUUGGGGACCUAGUAUUCUCGUCACAUGCGCCUUGUACAGUAGGAACGGAGAAACAAAUAUGCCGUGACAUUAGCAUUUUCAGUUUAACUGCUGUCAGCAACGGCAUCAUCUUUUAAGGGUUUUCAAUCUGAUGGGAAAAUGUCCUUUUUUGCUUACUGGUUCUUUACCACCAUUACAGAUAUUCUAGAUUGAAAGUUUUACAGGAAGGUGAGUAGUGUGGGAAUUUCUCCACUUACCUAUUGUUCUUUAGAGGUAGUCUAAUACGUGAAGUAUUAAUUUUUUUACGUCUCUUAUGUACGAAUUUAUGUGGGAAGAGUUUUACGUGGGUCUUGAAUAAAGUAUGGUUUUGUAAUUA